Molecule: messenger RNA, 4889 nt
Organism: Hylaeus anthracinus
Lineage: Eukaryota; Metazoa; Arthropoda; Insecta; Hymenoptera; Colletidae
Gene: AP-1gamma
Product: AP-1 complex subunit gamma-1
Exons: 17
Coding region: 995-3598 (867 amino acids)
Biological process (GO): Golgi to vacuole transport; intracellular protein transport; receptor-mediated endocytosis
Cellular component (GO): membrane coat; AP-1 adaptor complex; Golgi apparatus
Molecular function (GO): clathrin-cargo adaptor activity
Source: RefSeq, a predicted model, not a curated record
UCCUUAAACGUCUCUUGAUUUUCGGGGCUCGAGAGUUUCCUGAAAAACGACGACCUUGACUUUUGGUACUGUUUGACAGCUACAAACUAACCCUUGGUUCGAUGCCCUUCAGUGCGGACGAAUCCUUUAUAUAACCGGUUUACACAUUUUACAAUAUGCUGCCGAUUUCUACGAGCGUGCGGCCGCGACGCGUUUUUAUAACACGUGAAUUCGUGAUCGAAUGACAUUAAAAAAAAGAACUAGUUUUAACCUUCGUAUUCUUACGUUUCGACCUUCUGGUUUGAGAUCGUGUACGGAGUAAUAAUAAGAAAGUAAAUUUACAAACAAAACAUAACAUAUUUAUGGACAAUACUUAUUAUUGUAAUUGUAUAAUGAGUUAUAAACAAGAAAACUAUAAUAAAUCAUGGAAAACAUUGAAGAUUAAACGAAAAUGUUUAUAAACGUGAUUAAAUAAGAUUGAUUACUGAUCAAAAUAAAUAUGUCAAAGACUAUUGAUAGUAUAUGUAAUAAUAUGGUGUAAUAGAUAAUACAAAUGGAUUUCUUUUGUAUUAGAUAGUUUUCUUGCUAAUCUAACUGUUACAAAAUAUUGCUGUGGAGGUUAUAUUAUCAUGUGAAAAAUGUAGAACAUUCAAAAGAUAGAAUUACUUUUUUUAUUCAUUUUCUUUAAUUUAUAAUGUUUUUGUCAAUUUAUUAUAGUUUUUUCUCUUUAUAAUUUAUUAUGCAUAACAAUAACUCAAAUAUUGUGUACAAAUCUACAACUUAUGUUUUAUUUAUAGGCUUACUUUCUUGCUAUUAUUCCAAACGUGAUUUCAAACUACAAGGUUGAUGUGUAAUAAGAUAAAGACUUCUUUAGAUUGAAAAAGUUUGUUUAGUGAUAUACUAUUUUUCAUUGUGUGAUUUAAAAGAAGCAAACAGUCUAUGUUCUGUAUUCAUCUACACUACGUUCAUAUUACCGAAGCUUAUCACGUACAAUUGAAAACUACGCUGAGAAACCAUGAAUGCUUCAGAACAUGGGUUUAACCCAGCCUUUAACAUGGCCUCCAUAAAACAAGCUUUUAAUGAAGCAGUGGAAAGAGUUUCAACAGUUAGAAUGCCUGCUCCAACACGAUUGAGGGAUCUCAUCAGACAAAUAAGGGCUGCACGGACAGCAGCAGAAGAAAGGACAGUUGUUAAUAAAGAAUGUGCAUAUAUCCGCUCAACAUUUAGAGAAGAAGACAGUGUAUGGAGAUGUCGCAAUAUUGCAAAGCUCUUGUAUAUUCAUAUGCUUGGAUAUCCAGCCCAUUUCGGCCAACUAGAAUGUUUAAAACUUAUUGCUUCUCCAAGGUUUACAGACAAACGAAUUGGUUACCUAGGUGCAAUGUUACUUUUAGAUGAACGGCAAGAUGUUCACCUUUUAAUUACAAAUUGUUUAAAAAAUGAUUUAAACAGUUCAACACAAUUUGUUAUUGGUUUAGCAUUAUGUACUUUAGGUGCAAUUGCAUCACCAGAAAUGGCAAGAGAUUUAGCAUCUGAAGUUGAAAGGCUGAUGAAAUCGCCAAAUGCAUAUAUACGGAAAAAAGCAGCCCUUUGUGCGUUUAGAAUUAUUAGACGUGUACCAGAAUUGAUGGAAAUGUUUCUGCCUGCUACUCGCAGCUUGAUCACAGAAAAGAACCAUGGUGUAUUAAUUACAGGUGUUACACUUAUCACAGAAAUGUGUGAAAACAGUGUCGAUACAUUGAAUCAUUUUAAGAAGGAAUGCGGCCAUCGAGAGAUUGUGCCAAAUCUCGUGAGGAUUCUCAAGAAUUUGAUACUGGCUGGGUAUUCCCCAGAACACGAUGUGUCUGGAGUGUCUGAUCCUUUCCUUCAAGUGAAGAUAUUACGUCUUUUGCGAAUUUUGGGACGUAACGAUAUCGAUGCGUCCGAAGCAAUGAAUGAUAUACUUGCACAGGUUGCUACUAAUACUGAAACUAGCAAAAAUGUCGGCAACACAAUAUUAUACGAAACUGUAUUAUCUAUUAUGGACAUAAAGUCGGAAAGUGGACUUAGAGUGCUGGCGGUAAACAUACUAGGCCGAUUUUUAUUAAACAAUGAUAAAAAUAUCCGAUAUGUUGCUUUGAACACAUUACUGAAGACAGUUUAUGUAGACACAAGUGCAGUACAAAGACAUCGUUCAACGAUCCUGGAAUGUCUGAAAGAUCCAGAUGUGUCGAUUAGAAGACGAGCAAUGGAACUCAGUUUUGCACUAGUAAAUUCUAAUAAUAUUAGAAACAUGAUGAAGGAAUUAUUACUUUUCUUGGAACGCGCUGAUCCAGAAUUUAAAGCUCAAUGCAGCAGCAAUAUAGUAAUGUCUGCAGAGAGAUUCGCGCCAAACAAACGUUGGCAUCUCGAAACAUUAUUUAAAGUUCUUGUUGCUGCUGGUAAUUAUGUCCGAGAUGAUGUAGUAGCAUGUACUAUCCAGUUAAUUUCGGAAACACAGUCACAGCAAGGUUAUGCUGUUACUGCGCUGUGGAAAGCACUAGAAAAAGAUACAUUUGAUAAACAACCUUUAGCCCAAGUAGCAACAUGGUGUAUUGGCGAAUAUGGAGACUUGUUAUUGUAUGCACCACCAUCAGAAGAUAUAGAUGCUCCAGUCAAUCUGACAGAAGAUGAAGUUAUCGAUGUCUAUCAGAGGUUAUUAUGGAGUCCACAGAAUACAGUUGUUACAAAACAGUAUACCUUGUUGUCUCUCACAAAACUUAGUACAAGAUUCCAAAAAGGAAACGAAAAAAUUCGUCAAAUAAUUGAUACGUUUGGGAGCAAUUUACAUAUUGAAUUGCAGCAACGAGGUAUUGAGUUUUCACAGUUGUUCAGAAAAUAUGAUCACUUACGACCCGCAUUGCUCGAAAGAAUGCCUCCUAUGGAAACAGCGAGACCACAGGCUAAUGGCAUUAUUGGUUUGGUAAAUGGUGAACCAGAACCAGAAGAAGAAAAAUCAACAAUUCUGGAAGCGAGUACACCGCCAUCUGAUUCAAGUGCACUUCUAGAUUUGCUUGGAACUACAGACUUAGGAAUGACUUCUACAGUACCAAAUAAAAACUCACCCACUAAUUCGACGGCUGUAGUAAACAAUAAUGACCUCUUGGAUUUACUUGGUAGUUUGGAUUUAAGUGCACCUACGUCUACAUCUCCACUGCCACAGACACAAACGCCAACACAAGUAUUCAGUCCUACUAACACAACCAACUUUUUAGUGGACAGUUUACUUAAUUCAUCAUCAAUUCAAAAUGACACACCUACCAUGGUUGUAUUAGACAAAGCAGGACUUAAAAUAACCUUCAAAUUAGAAAGAGCACCAGAUAUUACUGAUCUAUUAAUUAUACAUAUGUCAGCUCAGAAUUCUGGGAGUGUUAUAUUAACUGAUUUUCUGUUUCAAGCGGCAGUUCCUAAGACAUUCCAACUACAAAUGUUGUCUCCGUCGAGCACAGUCAUUCCUCCUUCCGGACAAGUUACACAAACACUGAAAAUUGCAAAUAUGAACAAAGUACCUCUAAGAAUGAGAUUACGUAUCUCAUAUACUGGACCAGCAGGACCAAUCUUGGAACAAGCUGAAGUAAAUAAUUUUCCUCCCUUAUCACAGUGACAACAUAUAUUAUGGAAGACAAUUGUACAUAUGCCUGUCUAAAUAAGUAAUUGAGUCUGAAAUAGACUGAAACCCAAUCUCAUGUUUUCAUCGGGUAAAAAGAAACAUAUUGGUAGAAACACAUUUAAGAUAAAUCUUUCCGAUUGAUUAAACCGAUAUUUCUUCAUACAUAGCACGAAUUUGAUAAGGUACAAGUUCGUAACGAAUUUUAAUGUUUUUUUAAACAUUCAUAAAGGUACUUUUCUGCUCACGAGCCAUAUUUUAAACUUGUGAAACAUACAAACAUAUAUCAAUUUCUCAUAUGUACAAUUUAUGUAAGUAUGUUUCAGUGUGGAAAGUAUUUUAAUAUUUUUUCUAGACACAAUAGGAUGAUGAAAUAUUUUUUGAAUUUUUAGACAACAGCGCAAUACAUACUUAUUUUUUGUAUUUUUAAACAAAUAUUGUUGGCGAAUUGGUUGAUCGUAUCAUUGAUUAUACAAGGUGUCUACGCUAAAGUGUGACAGUCGGGAUAUUUCAAUAACUAUUAAUGAUACGAAAAAAUUUAAAAGAUAUGAUUUAUUUUAUUAUAUAUAUAUACGAUAGUGCUUUCCAAUACGAAUUUAUUAAACUUUAUUGUGUUCACCCGAUUUUAAUAAUUUUCAAGAUAUGACUCUUAGAAAUUUACUAAUUUUCUGCGGAGACAUCUUGGCUUGAGUGGUAAGUUAUAAAAGCGGUCCUAUUGUUGCGGUGUUUGACUCUGGUUGUUGAAACCGAUAGCAAGAGUCUACGUCCGGAACGGCAGGUCUGAAAAGUAGGAAACAUGAAAAAUAUUGUCCAUCGCGGUCUACGUUUGAGGAUGAGGUAAACUUAAAAAUCGGGUGAAUACAUUAAAGUUUAAUAAAUUCGUAUUGGAAAGCACUAUCGCAUGACCCAACAAAAAAUAAAUCAUAUCUUUUAAAUUAAUAACAUAAAAUAAUUUUAAUUUGCGCCACAAUAGAGAUCCCAUUUUAUCCUGCAAUUUACAUGUAAACAAUUUUUUAUAUCAUCAAUAGUUAUUGAAAUAUCGCGACUGUCACACUUUAGCGUGGACAUCCUGUAUAAGUACGUAAAUAAUUUAAAUUAACGCUUGUUGAGCAGAUGGUAUGAUAUUCAUUUUGAAGUCUUUCAGAAUUAGUAGAAUUUAUUACUAGAAUGAAGUUGACAAAUUUCAAUGCAAAGAAAGGAAUGUAAAAUUUCUCUUGUACUAUGCUGCAUGCAUGUGAGACAUAUAAAUAUUUUCUCUAAUUGAAUAUAGAAACAUAGAACAAUAAUA